Molecule: messenger RNA, 7039 nt
Organism: Antechinus flavipes (yellow-footed antechinus)
Lineage: Eukaryota; Metazoa; Chordata; Mammalia; Dasyuromorphia; Dasyuridae
Gene: THOC2
Product: THO complex subunit 2
Exons: 40
Coding region: 16-5007 (1663 amino acids)
Biological process (GO): mRNA processing; mRNA export from nucleus
Cellular component (GO): THO complex part of transcription export complex
Molecular function (GO): mRNA binding
Source: RefSeq, a predicted model, not a curated record
GUUGCGGCUCCCAGCAUGCCUUGUGGGCGGCGCUCCCCUUUGACCCUCUCUCCCUCACUAUACAUCCGGGCUCCAGCUCCUCGAGAGAGGAAGAUGGCGGCGGCGACGACGAGCGGACCGACUUCGGUGGUUCCCAACGAGUGGAUAAAAAACUGGGACAAAGUGGGCAAGCUCGAAUUUGUGCAGCUAUGCCGAGCCCUCUGUGAAAAUAAAACCCGUGAACACUUGAUUUUCAGAGAUCUGCAGCAAGUUAUCUAUGAACUAUCAUAUCAUGUCAUAAGAGGAAAUCUAAAGCAUGAUCAAGCAUCAAAUGUUCUUAAUGAUAUAAUUGACUAUCGUGAGGAUAUGCCUUCCAUCCUAGCUGAUGUAUUCUGCAUCUUAGAUAUUGAGACAAGUUGUUUAGAAGAAAAAAGCAAGAGAGACCAUUUUACACAGCUGGUGUUAUCCUGUUUGUAUUUAGUUUCAGACACAAUCUUAAAGGAGCGUUUGGAUCCAGAAACAUUGGAAUCUUUAGGGCUUAUUAAGCAGUCUCAACAAUUCAAUCAAAAAUCAGUUAAAAUCAAGACGAAACUUUUUUAUAAGCAGCAAAAAUUCAAUCUCUUAAGAGAAGAGAACGAAGGUUAUGCAAAACUGAUUGCAGAAUUGGGACAGGAUUUGUCUGGAAGUAUGACUAGUGACUUAAUCUUAGAAAAUAUCAAAUCUUUAAUAGGAUGCUUUAAUCUGGACCCGAACAGAGUCCUGGAUGUCAUUUUAGAAGUUUAUGAAUGCAGACCAGAAUAUGAUGAGUUUUUUGUACCUUUAAUAGAAUCCUAUAUGUGUAUGUGUGAGCCUCAAACGCUGUGUCAUAUUCUAGGAUUCAAAUUCAAGUUUUAUCAGGAACCAAAUGGAGAGACGCCAGCAUCUUUAUAUAGAGUAGCAGCAAUACUUCUGCAGUAUGAUCUUAUUGAUUUAGACGAUCUUUAUGUUCAUCUUCUUCCAGUGGAUAAUACCAUUCUUGAUGAGCACAAACAAGAAAUUGUGGAAGCCAAGCAAAUUGUUAGAAAACUUACCAUGGUUGUCUUGUCCUCUGAAAAGAUGGACGAGAGAGACAAAGAAAAGGAAAAAGAGGAGGAGAAAACAGAUAAGCCACCUGACAACCAGAAACUUGGCUUAUUGGAAGCUCUGUUAAAGAUUAGUGAUUGGCAACAUGCACAAAACAUUAUGGAUCAGAUGCCCCCAUUCUAUGCUUCUUCUCACAGGCCGAUAGCCAUUGCUCUUUGCCAGCUUAUUCAUGUAACUGUUGACCCCCUUUACCGAAGAGUUGGAGUACCUAAAGGUGCUAAAGGAUCAACUGUUGCUCUGUCACAAAACCAGCGAGCGCCAAAACAGGCAGAGAGUUUUGAAGAUAUGAGAAAAGAAGUAUUCAAUAUGCUCUGUCAUCUUGGCCCUCACCUUUCUCACGAUCCCAUUUUAUUUGCAAAAGUGGUACGCUUGGGGAAAGCUUUUAUGAAAGAGUUUCAGGUUGAUGGAAACAAACCAGAAGAAAAAGAGAGAAUGGAAACUUUGCUUAGUUGCUUGCUGACUAUUACUGACCAGGUGCUACUUCCUUCUCUUUCCUUGAUGGAUUGCAAUGCUUGUAUGUCUGAAGAACUAUGGGGAAUGUUUAAGUCAUUUCCUUAUCAAUAUAGGUAUCGCCUGUAUGGUCAGUGGAAGAAUGAAACUUAUAACAGUCACCCGCUUUUGGUAAAAGUUAAAGCUCAAACGAUAGACAGAGCCAAAUAUAUAAUGAAGCGAUUGACAAAGGAAAACGUGAAGCCUUCUGGAAGACAAAUUGGGAAAUUGAGUCACAGCAAUCCAACCAUUUUGUUUGAUUAUAUUUUAUCACAAAUACAAAAGUAUGAUAAUUUAAUAACACCAGUAGUUGAUUCAUUGAAGUACCUCACUUCAUUGAACUAUGACGUGUUGGCCUAUUGCAUCAUUGAAGCUUUGGCUAAUCCGGAGAAAGAAAGAAUGAAACAUGAUGAUACAACUAUCUCAAGCUGGCUUCAAAGCUUAGCUAGUUUUUGUGGUGCAGUUUUUCGUAAAUAUCCAAUUGAACUUGCUGGUCUUCUUCAGUAUGUGGCAAAUCAAUUAAAAGCUGGAAAAAGCUUUGACCUACUUAUUUUGAAAGAGGUAGUACAAAAAAUGGCAGGAAUUGAAAUUACUGAAGAAAUAACAAUGGAACAAUUAGAGGCCAUGACCGGUGGGGAACAACUUAAAGCUGAGGGUGGCUAUUUUGGACAGAUCAGAAACACUAAAAAAUCCUCUCAGAGGUUAAAGGAUGCGUUGUUGGACCAUGAUCUUGCCCUUCCUCUAUGCUUACUUAUGGCUCAGCAGAGAAAUGGUGUAAUCUUUCAGGAAGGAGGAGAGAAACACUUAAAGCUUGUGGGAAAAUUAUAUGACCAGUGUCAUGAUACCCUGGUACAGUUUGGUGGAUUUUUAGCAUCUAAUCUAAGCACAGAGGAUUAUAUAAAGAGAGUGCCUUCAAUUGAUGUGCUUUGCAAUGAGUUCCAUACACCUCAUGAUGCAGCAUUUUUCCUUUCUAGGCCUAUGUAUGCACACCAUAUAUCAUCAAAGUAUGAUGAGCUUAAAAAAGCUGAGAAGGGAAGUAAGCAGCAACAUAAAGUUCAUAAAUAUAUCACAUCGUGUGAGUUAGUGAUGGCUCCAGUCCAUGAGGCAGUGGUCUCUUUGCAUUUGCCAAAAGUGUGGGAUGACAUCAGCCCCCAAUUCUAUGCCACAUUUUGGUCAUUGACAAUGUAUGACCUUGCAGUUCCACGGAAUAGCUAUGAAAGAGAAGUCAACAAACUGAAAAUCCAGAUGAAAGCAGUUGAUGAUAAUCAGGAAAUGCCUCCAAAUAAAAAGAAAAAGGAGAAGGAACGGUGUACUGCCCUUCAGGACAAACUUCUUGAAGAAGAGAAGAAACAGAUAGAACAUGUCCAGAGAGUUCUGCAGAGAUUAAAAUUGGAAAAAGACAACUGGCUUUUAGCAAAAUCUACAAAAAAUGAAACUAUCACAAAAUUUCUGCAACUGUGUAUAUUUCCUCGCUGCAUUUUUUCAGCAAUUGAUGCGGUUUACUGUGCUCGUUUUGUAGAAUUGGUACAUCAGCAGAAAACACUUAAUUUUUCCACACUUUUGUGUUAUGACCGAGUUUUCUCUGACAUAAUUUACACAGUAGCAAGCUGUACUGAAAAUGAAGGUAGUCGCUAUGGAAGAUUUCUCUGCUGCAUGUUAGAAACUGUGACUAGGUGGCACAGUGAUAGAACAAUAUAUGAAAAGGAAUGUGGUAACUAUCCAGGUUUCCUUACUAUUUUACGGGCAACUGGAUUUGACGGUGGAAACAAAGCUGAUCAGUUAGACUAUGAGAAUUUUCGACAUGUUGUACACAAGUGGCAUUAUAAACUAACAAAGGCAUCAGUGCAUUGCCUUGAAACGGGUGAAUAUACUCAUAUCAGGAACAUUCUCAUUGUACUGACCAAAAUACUUCCAUGGUAUCCUAAAGUUUUGAACCUGGGCCAGGCUUUGGAACGAAGAGUCCAUAAAAUCUGUCAAGAAGAGAAAGAGAAGAGACCUGACUUAUAUGCAUUGGCUAUGGGCUAUUCUGGGCAGUUGAAAAGUAGAAAGCCAUACAUGAUACCUGAAAAUGAAUUCCACCACAAAGAUCCUCCCCCAAGGAAUGCUGUUGCUGCCACUGUACAAAAUGGGCCCGGUGGUGUUGGCCUAUCUACAUCACUCACAAUAAAUGCAGCUAAAUUGGAAGAAAGCACUACUGAGGAGACUGAUAAAGUAAAGGAGAAGUCUCAGGGUGCUGUGAAAAUUGCUAGUAAAGCUGCCAGUACAACACCUAAAGCGACUACAAGUAAUGGAAACAGUGCUUCUAAUAGCAAAGUUACUAAAGAAAGUGAAAAAGAGAAAAGCGGGAAAGAAAAAGACAGAGAAAAAAAAGAAAAGACUCCAGCUGCCACUCCAGAGGCCAAGGCACUUGGUAAAGAUGGCAAAGAAAAACCAAAGGAAGAACGGGCAAAUAAAGAUGACAAAUCUAAAGAGAUCAAGGAAAAAACACCCAAGUCUGACAAGGAGAAGGAAAAAUUCAAGAAGGAUGAAAAAUCGUCUAAAGAUGAAAAAUUCAAGACAGUUGUUACCAACACUGAAUCAAAGUCAAGUGUAGAAAAGGAUAGAGACAAGGAACCAUCCAGAGAGAGAGAUGUAGCGAAGGAAACGAAAUCCAAGGAAAAUGUUAAAGGAGGAGAAAAGAUACCAGUUGCUGGGUCCUUGAAGUCACCUGUUCCCCGAUCAGAAACAUCAGAGUCUGAAAGGGAACAAAAACGCCGCAAACUUGAUAGCCACUCUUCUCCAUCACAUUCCUCAACAGUAAAGAUUUAUUCCCAGAAAAGGAGUAGCUGGUUUGUUUCAAGGUUACAACCAUACUUCCAAGUUUCUCGGGAUUCUGAGAACUAUUCCAGCUCACCUGUCAUCUCCAUUCAUUUUCUACAGGACAACCUCAGCGAGCUCAAGGAGUCUUCCACAAAGCACUACAUUAAUCACACUACUCCAGUACUGUCCAAGAGUAAGGAGAGAGAAAUGGAAAAGAAAGAUUUGGACAAGUUAAGGGAAAGAUCCAGAGAGAGAGAGAAGAAAGAGGACAAGGACAGGAAAGAUCGAAAAAGGGAGCAUUCAAACAAUGACCGUGAAGCACCCCAGGACUCCUCCACCAAGAGGCGUAAAGAGGAAAAUGGAACAACUGGUGCUUCAAAACAUAGUAAAAGUGAAAGUCCAUCAGAUUCUCCUCGUUCAAAUGAGAAGGACAAAAACAAAUCUAAAUCUUCAGGCAAAGAAAAAGGCAGCGAUGCCAUUAAAAUGGACAAAAUGGAGAAAAGCUCUUCUGGUAGUAAAAAGGACUCUCGACAUGAUAAGGAAAAAACAGAGAAAAAAGAGAAACGGGACAGUACAGGAGGAAAGGAGGAAAAGAAGCAAUAUCCUGUAUGUGUUUAAAGAUGUGCUCACUUGAUGUACAGAAAGACACGAAUGUUGUUACAAUUUUUCAGAAAUUGAUUCACUGAUUGCUACCAAUAAAAAAAUAUCUCCUCUUUCCAACCAUGUUUACAAGCAUAUCAGCUUGGAUGCUUGGGGCAUAAUAAAAGCUGUGAAGUUUGGGGGCCUCUGGAGUCUGUUCUGUGGAGUCAAGAGAAGUGGAGAUUCAUUGAGGGUGUGCACUGUUUCAGGACAAUAUUGUCACUACCACUUGGAUGAUAAUAGUUGGCAUUAUGUAGCAUGUUAAGGUUUUCAAAGUACUUGUUAUCUCAUUUGAUUCUCCUGACAACCCUGGAAGGCUAGGAGAGACUGUGACUUGUUCAGGGUCCUCAUGGCUAGUGUUUUGAAGGCAGGAUUUGAAUUUGGGUCUCUUUGACAUCAAGUCCAGCAUUCUAUCCACUGUGCCAUCUAGCUGCUUUGGGAAGAAAGGGAAGAGGAGGAAAAACCUGGGUGGUAGGGGCAAUUGAAGAGAAAAUUUCUAUAAUUCAGGCACAGUGGAACAGGUUGCAGGACUCUGAGGAGGGUCAGAUGUGUUUGUUGGUGGAGAGACAGGUCACUUUUUUCCAAACUUGUUUUCCUUAAUUAAAAAUCUACUCAUAAGUCUUCAGACAAGCACAGAUAAUGAAGACUUUCGAUCAAGGGAUAGUUCCUACGACUUCUUGUGGAUUGUCACUCCUAACACAGGGGAUUCACUUACCUCUCAGAAUUAUCACAGAAUCUGAGAGUUGAAAGAGACCUCACUGGCCAACUAGUUCAAAACAUAAACAAAAGAAAAUAAUACCUCAUGUGGUCCUCCAGCCUCGGCUUGAAAAGGAAGGAAGGGGAACCUACCACCUCCGCAGGCAAUUUCGCUUUUGGACAGCUCUGCUUGUUAUGAAGUUUGUUCUAAUAACAGAUUUUAAUUUACUACUUUGUAACUUCAUCUAGUGCUCCUGAUUCUAACGAGUCUAAUACAUUCGCCAAAUAAUAGCUCUACAUAUAUUUGAAGACAGUUAACAUGUUUCCUUCUCCAGGCUAAAGAUCCUCGUCGUUUCAACCGAUUCUCAUGACAUAGACUCAAGAUCCAUCACCUAUCCUGGUUGCCCUCCCUUGGACACUAUUUUAUCAGUGUCUGUAGACCAUGGUACCCAGAACUGAACACAGUACUCUAGAUAAGGUGAAAUGGAAAGAUUGUCAUCUUUGACCAGAAAUGUCUUUUCCUAAGUAGAUGGCACAGAAAUUUGUGAACAAAGAGGACCCAUCUACAUCUCCUUAAAUUAUUCAGUUUUCUGCUUUAUUUUCCCCAUGCUGAAAAAACUAAAAGUUGUUGAGUUGUGCAUUUCUGUAUUUUAACUUGUUGCUUAGGUUCUUACACAUUUAUUUUCAGUAUGUGGCUGAAAGUGUUACUUAUUCCCUAUUUUUUUUUUUAGCACAAUGUGCUGCAAACAAACAGUUGCCAUGGAGCAAAUGAGGAGGUUACAUGUGUACUAGAAUUUCAGUUUAGAUUGUCUAAAUACUGCCUGGGUUUAGUUGUUCUGUCAAUUUUCAGUGCAUUCUUUUUAUUAUUGGAAACAAAAUAAACAGCUGUUUAACCGUUAGUUUUGAAGUUUACCUCAUUGAAAACUCCGUUUUUUAAGAUUUAUUAUUAUUUGGCCUGGUUUUAAUAUCAGUAACUAAAAAACAAGUUGGUAGCACUGUUCCAUGCAGUCCUUAGGCAUUUUAUUAUGUUUAUUAUGUGUACAACAUUAAGACUUGUUUAAUUAGAAGGAAAAGUAGUUAAGUUGUCAUUUGCCCCAUGCCCUUUUUCUUUGUCCAUAAUGUUUUUAGAUAAAUUGGGAAAAAUAAUUCCUCAGAAAACCAAAAUUAAUUAAGCUUCAUUCAGUUCUUCCACUACAUGAACUUUUUAAUCACUUAACUAGUCUGAAAAGUUUCAUAAUGGCAUUAAAUUUUUUUUUAAUCUACUGAAUUCUACCAGUGUAACCUUUUUUUCUAAAUAAACAAUAGUUUUUCUCAA